CGUACCGUAUGUAGUACCACCUAGUGAAUCGGAAUUCCGCUCAUUAAAGCCACCCGGUCUUCAGUUUUUCCCAGAGUUCCCUGCUAUUCUGCAUACGUUUCUUGUGCUGCAUUGCCUUGGUCUGAUAAUCCAUCGUCGACUUCACUAUGUCGAACGUUAAAUCCACUUGAAACGCUUCUCCACUCCCGGUUUUGGGUCGCAUCAGUACCCUGAGUUUGUAACGUUCUCUUACCACUGGGUUUUUCUUCAAAUGCCCUAUCUGCAAUCUCUGAUUCAACGUUGCGUGUACAAAGAAGCCCUGCGGAUGCUUCUUAAGCAGAGCUUGCCACGACCGUGGACCUAGAUAUAACGAAGCCAUCAACAUCAACCAACUGACGCAGUUGUUCCUCGUGUUCUCAAGCCAGACCAUAACAGCCUCGCCUCCGGAUGCUCUCAGCCAGGAAGAAAUCAAAGAUGCCAUCUCUUGAGCUUCUCACGUCACGCGCACUAUAAAAGGGUUGAGGGCCGCUCAGACGAAUGGAGACGUCCUUGCAAUCUUGUUUCUCCACUGCUCGACCAGCUAGUCGCGUCUCCUUUCCACGCUACCUGAAGUCACCACCAUGGGCAACAGCCUUGCUAUCAUGCGGCCAGCAAUUGACCAAUGCUGGCCGCCUAAACCCCAGUUCUCUCCAGACCAGAUACCAGACUUGACAGGCCGUGUAGUAGCUAUUACUGGAGGUAACUCCGGUAUAGGGAAGGAGACUGUAAAGGCUCUCCUGCAACAUAACGCAAAAGUGUAUCUUGGUGCCCGAAACAAGAGCAAGGCAGAGGCUGCGAUCAAAGAGUUGAAAGAGGAGACAGGAAAGGAAGCUAUCUUCUGGGAAAUUGACCUCAGCAGUCUUGCCGCCGUUCGCAAGGGGGCAGAAGAAUUCCUCAGACUAAUGCACGCGCUCUUCAGCAAAGAGAAGGAAUUACACAUUCUAUUCCUCAAUGCAGGCAUCAUGUGGUCACCGUUGGACCAGUUUACUCCUGAUGGCUAUGACCUUCAAUGGGGGACAAACAUAGUUGCUCAUUUCCUUCUCACGAAACUACUCAUGCCAGCAUUACUCGCCGGAAAGGAAACUUCACCGGACCAUCACGCCCGAAUCAUCACUACGUCUUCUACCGGGGCGUAUUUCUACCCCUGGAUUCAAUGGGACUCUUUCAAAGAUCAUCCUAUUCGACACAAGAUGGGCACGAAGGAUAUUUAUUUCCAAAGUAAAUUCGCUGGCGUCGUUGUCGCUAAGGAGUUUGCAAAACGAUACGGAGGAGACGGAAUCAUCUCCAUUUCAGUUAACCCCGGGAACUUGAAAACUAACCUUCAACAAAAUGCUAGCUCGUUCGAGUACAAGAUUCUCUCCGUACUGCUUCUCUACCCUGCCCCUCUCGGCGCGCUUACUCAACUAUGGGGUGGAACGAUGCCGGAGGCUCUGAACUACAAUGGAGGGUUCCUGAUUCCUUGGGCUAGGGUGGGUAAACCGCCGAAGCAGGCAUUGGACAACGAGCUCGGCGAGAAGCUAUGGAAUUAUCUGGAGAAUGAAGUGAAGGACUACCUCAAGUAGCUUGGGCGUUUCAUAUGGCCUUUUCUCAUCUCAGAGAUGUGUCGCGUGUCUAUGCAUGUUUAUUCUUGACGUCGAUCCUUAGAUAGCUAAUGGGAAAAUGUCAGGGUAUACAUACAUUUUGUUGAUUGUCAGCACAUUAUAGCUAGAUCAAUAUCAUACAACG
This is a messenger RNA of Somion occarium, 1743 nucleotides long. The record is from the annotation of a GenBank genome assembly. NCBI's taxonomy places the organism in Eukaryota, Fungi, Basidiomycota, Agaricomycetes, Polyporales, Cerrenaceae.